AUGAUGAAGUAGAUUUUUCAGUCUUUUAGAAUCUGCGACAUUUUUGGGUAGUAGAUUAGACUUAAAGCUGCUGGCCAAUCUGUUUUUUAAACCUAAAUUGGAGCAUUUAUGACUUUAUUGCUUUUUAGCAUUCUUAUAUAUUCAGGUAGCUUAUUUAUUAUUGAAAUGAACAAAGGAAAAAAUGCAAUUAUUAACUCUUAAGAUGCUGUCAUCGGAACUAAUGAAGUAAAUAUUUGUCAAUCACAUUAAUUUAGGGUUUUAGUUUCAAUUCUACUGAAUUAAUUUUUUCAGCUGGUUUAGUUGAUAUUUUGGGCCAACCAAUUCCAAACGAGGACAAUAGAAUAUUCAAGAUUGGAUUUUAUGUUUGCAAUAAAUCUUUAAAUGAAACAGAAUGUGUGGUUAUACCAGGAACUAUUUGUGGUGAAAGAAUUAGAUCAGCAGCAAAAGUAAUUAUAGCAUGAUCCUUUAAUUUAGAAAUUAAAUAUAGCAGAGGCCUAUGAAAAUAUUACUUAUUGUCUGAGUGAAGAGUACAUUCAAGAAAAUCCUGAAAUAAGAAUUUAAGGAUCAAAUCGUUAUGAUAAUUUUACUUUGUUGGGAGCAUUAAUUGAAAGGUGUUCAAAUAACACUGAAUUGUUUAGUAUUAUAAAUUAAAUAUCUUCUUAGAUUGUGCAUCAAAUGAAGAAAUCGAUAAAUAUAUAACGAAUGCUAACCUUUAUUAUUCAUAUUCCUUUCAUUAACUUAAUAAAGAAUUAGAUGUCUCUCCUUAUUAAUAAACUGAAAAUGUUGAUUUAACAUCACUUUAUUACUAAGUAGGGAAAUACAUUAAAAUUUAUUUUCAGUAUUCCUAAAGUUAUCUUGAAUAUAAUCCUUUUUAUUUUUUUCCUCGAUAGGUGUACCAUGAAGGAGUUGAAUAUUAAAAGACAGUCACUGAUAGUGUUCUUUAUUUCUAAGAUGCUAAUACAUUAGCUAGAAUUGAACUUCAUUUAGAUGCUAAAAAAAAAGUUAAUUUUAUAACAUAUUAAACAUUAAUGGAUGUAGUUGCUAAAAUAGGAGGGCUAUUUACAAUUAUAAGAGCUUUAAUUGAUAUUUUGAUAUUUCCAAUAUAAUCUAUUCUCUAUAGACUUUUUUUGAUUAAUUUUUUGAUCAACCAUUAGAAUAAAACCAAUAAGAAGGACGUAAAAAUCCAGAAUUCUAAAAAGAAAUAAAUUAAUAUAUAAUAACUUAUAACUUCUUCAGAUCUAAGAAGAUUUUUUUACGAAAAAUCAUAAAUCAUCAAUGAAUAUUUGGAUGUUAGACAAAUUUUAAUCCAUCCGCUUUAAUUUUCUGAAAAAAUAGAGGGUUUACAGGAUUCUAUCAGGAAAAUUGAUAUCUUAAGUUCUAGAUAAAUUAAGGUAAUAAGUAAGUAAGAAAUGGAUGAAUUAGUAAUGUAAAGUAACCACGAAGAAUGCAUGGAUUACAAAUAUUUGAGUUCAGGGACUAUAAAUUCAGAAUGUAAAAUAGGAAAUUAAGAUUAAUCUAUCAUUCCAAGGAUGAAAAUUUAGAUUCGUUGA
Paramecium pentaurelia is the source of this 1550-nucleotide messenger RNA. Lineage: Eukaryota; Ciliophora; Oligohymenophorea; Peniculida; Parameciidae. The record is from the annotation of a GenBank genome assembly.